AAAGAUGUCUUCUUCUUCUGCAACUCCGUCGACAGCAAACCCUAACCCUAAGAUGUCAAAGAAUGCGUAUCACAUCGGAGGCAUUCAAGUGGAGUUUCCGUACCGGCCGUACGGGACGCAGUUGGCGUUCAUGGGGAGGGUCAUCGCGACCCUAGAUCGGGCAAAGAGGGACGGCCACUGCCACGCGCUUCUCGAGUCUCCCACCGGAACCGGCAAAACGCUUUCGCUCCUUUGCUCCACCAUCGCUUGGCAGCAACAUUGUGGGUCCAAGGCGGCUCAGUCCCAGUCGAAGCCCGACCCCAAGGCCAUGACCGAUCCUCUCGAUCAUGGCGGCGGAUUUGUUCCUGAAGACGAACCUUCAGGUAUGCUGGCACCAGAAGGUCCUGGAUCAGCCCAAACCAUGUUAAAUAAUAAGACUAAGAAGGCAAAGGCAACACCUACCAUAUAUUAUGCAACGAGGACACAUUCACAAAUCUCUCAAGUGAUUCGCGAAUAUCGAAAGACUGGAUACCGGGUAGCAAUGUCUGUUUUGGCCUCACGAAAGCAUUACUGCACUAAUGCAUCUAUACGUGGAAAAGAUACAAUUGAUGAAGAAUGCAAGCGCCUUUUGAGAGAUAAAAAUGGAGGAUGCCUCGAAUAUAGAAAUGUAGAUAAAGUUAAAUGCCAUCCAUCCCUUUAUAAAGGAGGUUGCCAUGAAGCCUUUGACAUAGAAGAUCUUGUUAAAAUUGGGCAAGCUGUGAAAGGUUGUUCCUAUUAUGCAGCACGUUCCAUGGCGGAUAGUGCUCAGUUGGUAUUUUGUCCAUAUAAUUACAUUAUCAAUCCAGUUAUACGGGGUGCUAUGAAAGUAAAAAUUAACAGAGCCAUUAUAAUUUUUGACGAGGCUCAUAAUAUAGAAGAUAUUGCUCGUGAUGCUGGUAGUGUGGAUAUUGAAGAAGAAACAUUGCAUAAAUUGAAGGCAGAACUAGAAACCCUGUGCGAAGAGAAUGUUACAGUGUACCAACCUUUGUAUGAAAUGACCCAGGACCUUCUAAGUUGGAUUGAUCAUAGGAAAAAGACGUUGGAAAAGUGUGACUUUCAAGAAUAUGUCUCUUGUUGGACUGGUGAUAAGGCAUUGAAAGAAUUACAAGAAGCUAAUAUUUCCCAACAAUCUUUUCCAAUCUUGCUAGAAUGUGCUGCAAAGGCAAUAGAAGAUGCGUCAGAUACAGAGUCAACAGCUGAAAUACAUUUAACUGGCAUGGCCGUUAUGACACUAGAAGGAUUGUUCUCUUCUCUGACUUAUUUUUUCUCAAGAGAUGGGUUUCAUACGGAUGAUUAUCAGCUUGCUGUACGAAAAUACGUUAAGAAAGAUGCUGGGAAAGCUUUUGGCGACUGGACAUAUACCUUAAGUUUAUGGUGCCUAAAUCCAGCCGUGGUGUUUAAAGACAUUGCUCAAUUAUCUUUGUCAGUUAUUUUGACAUCAGGGACAUUGUCGCCAAUGAAUUCUUUUUCAUCUGAACUUGGUGUUCAAUUUGGAACGAGUCUUGAAGCUGCACACGUAAUUGAUAAUGAAACUCAGGUUUGGUCUGCCAUAAUGUCUUCUGGUCAAAGUAAUUUUCCACUGAAUGCAAGUUAUAAAACAGCAAAUUUAUAUGCUUUCCAGGAUUCACUUGGAAAAUCUUUGGAGGAGAUUUUUAAAGUCGUGCCUGGUGGCUCUCUUGUAUUUUUCCCGAGUUAUAAGCUUAUGGAGAAGCUAAGAAAGCGCUGGUGUGAAACAGGUCAAUGGUCUCAAUUAAAUGCAAACAAGUCCCUUUUUGUGGAACCAAGAGGAGCCAGCCAAGAGGAUUUUGAGUCGGUCUUGAAGGAUUACUACGAUGCAAUUUAUGGUGUCAAUAGACCUCUUUCUGGGAGAAGGAAAAGAAUUAAGAGUUUGAAGAAUAAUGACUUGGCUGCUGCUCAGUGUGCAAACAGUACUAGUACGAAAGGGGCCGCCCUUUUGGCAGUUUGCCGUGGAAAGGUUUCAGAAGGAAUUGAUUUCUCUGAUGACAAUGCCCGGAUGGUUAUAAUUGUCGGCAUCCCAUUUGCCAACGUAAAUGAUAUUCUAGUUUCGCUAAAAAAGAAGUACAACGAUGCACAUAAAGCAUCCAAAGAUCUUCUAAGCGGGAAUGAGUGGUACUGCCAGCAAGCAUUCAGAGCUCUAAAUCAAGCCGCAGGACGUUGUAUCCGCCACAGGUCUGAUUAUGGAGCUAUUAUAUUUCUAGAUGAACGUUAUCAGGAAGAAAGGAACAGAGCAAACAUCUCCAAAUGGCUGCGGAAAUCUAUUAGACAGUACGACAACUUUGACUUGAUAGUAGAAGGAUUAAAAUCCUUUUUCAGCAAUGUCAAGGAACGAGUGAACAAGAAUAUGAUGAAUGCCUUGCAGACUUCCAAUACCAGUUCAGAAAAUGUACUUUCUGCAGAUCAAAUUAAAGGGUCUACAACAAAACGAGAUCAGAACUUUAACAAAUCUGAUCAUUCUGGACAGAAAGAGCUUUCCUUAACAAGGCAUAAUGUCUCCUGUACCUCAUUGAAUUCUCAGGAUGAUAUGGAGCUCCAGACAACUGCAAAACUGAAUGAAGAUGCUGAAAACUGGCAGGAAGUUAUUGACCUAUGUAGUCUUCAAAACGAUUCAAGGUACCGUACAGCUUUAUCCCUGGGAUUCUCCGUUGAAGAUCCAGAAGUAUCCAUUGUCAAGGAGACCCCAUGUGCAGGUGACAGCAUUACAACAGAAAGUCCUAGGUCCUUUUCUAAGGACGUGACCGGCUCAGUUGUUUCAAGACAAUUAUUGUUUGAUCAACAGUCCUCAACUGAUUGGAACAAAAGUUCUCCAGAAGCCCAGUGUCUGACUGAAGUUACUCCUCAGAAGAAUGCUGCUGUGGACACAAGCAGAUCAAUGCUGGAAAUGGAAUCAUCGAACAUUUCAAGUGUUAAUUCUUGUUCCCAGAAACGAAGAAAGUUCAUUUCCUCAUCACUGGUCUGCCUUUUUGAAGGACAGCAUGAUGCUGCCGAUGCGAAUGCUUCUAAUUGUACUAAUGGAGAGCCAAAUGGAAGAAUUGACCUCGGUGUUGAGACUAACUGCGUAGAAGAAAAUUUUAAGUCAGCUGUUGCUCAACUGCUUACCAUGAAUGAUUCUGCAAUGGACAAGAGACUACGUGUUCAUUGCUCACUCUGCAAAACCCCUUUGGGCCUUCCUGGAAAUCAUCAAUAUAUGAUGUGUUAUUUGACUACUUCAUCAAAGAUUCAUUUAGAAUCCCUUCACAAAGAAAUAGUGAAACCUCAGCAUGUUAGGACAUCAAAAGGCAUACCCAUUCUAGUAACAGAUAUUUCGUCGGUCUAUCAACGACUAUUCGAUAGAACUCUUGAAAGUAAUUCAGAACGGGGUAUAUGGUGUGAGAAAGAUGGAUGUGUGUUCAAUACUAUUUUCUGCCCCUUCUGUAGUACGCACGGCAAUUGCCUUGGUGUACAGGUCAUGGCAACUAAUGCAUCAAAUAUUCAUCUUCUUAACAAGAUCUUGUUUUAUGUCGAUCAGCUAGAAAUUGAAAAUCUUGAAGAAUCCAUUAACAAGAAGUCAAAAGGCAAGGAUCCCUUGCCGGUUAGUGCCUCAAGUAUGAAUGAAGUGGGCACUCUGAAAUCCUUUGACAGAUUCUCAUAUACUCCACAAGAAAAUAACUCAGGAGGCUGGAGGUCCACAAAAUCAAAGUUGAAACUACCAAAGAGAGGCUGAAUCUGUAAGACAGAGGAUCAAUGACAGAACUUGUGUCCAUAGCACUUUGUUCCGACGGCGGCGAACGAUGAUGACAUCAACUAACCAAGUCCAUGUCAAGCACUCGGUUUGAGUUUUUGCAGUUUCCCCCAUCAACUAACCAAGACAUUUGACACUUGAUGGCAUUUUAUUUUAUUUUAUAUUUAGGACUCGAGUCACUAACAAUCGAGUUCUACAAAUUCAUAAGAUAGAUGAACAAAAUGUUAAUGUACAUGUUCUAUGUAAUGUGUUAGGAUAGUAUUUUGGUCGUAAAAAUACACGUGUAUAUUUAUAUUUAUAUUCUUUAUAUAUAGCAUGCCAUAUCCGACAUUUUGCUUUGCUGCCUGGAAUUUGUCUCCUGGAAGAGAAGCAACAAACUUUCAACCACCGAAGAUGGAGGAAUUUAAAGCGAUGAUAGUCAAUGCUCCUAGAACUUAUCAAAGACGCGAUAAAGAAGCCAUAGGAAUUGCUUUUUUUUUUUUUUUUGGUGGUUAAAAUCUUCUUC
This is a messenger RNA of Morus notabilis, 4262 nucleotides long. Its product is annotated as Fanconi anemia group J protein homolog. The coding region runs from base 5 to 3739 and encodes 1244 amino acids. Gene Ontology annotation, biological process: nucleotide-excision repair; double-strand break repair involved in meiotic recombination. Gene Ontology annotation, molecular function: ATP binding; DNA helicase activity; hydrolase activity, acting on acid anhydrides, in phosphorus-containing anhydrides. The record is from RefSeq and is a predicted model, not a curated record. Lineage: Eukaryota; Viridiplantae; Streptophyta; Magnoliopsida; Rosales; Moraceae. Gene Ontology annotation, cellular component: nucleus. The transcript has 28 exons.